Messenger RNA from Eimeria acervulina, 735 nucleotides. RefSeq lists its product as hypothetical. The record is from RefSeq and is a predicted model, not a curated record. The coding region runs from base 1 to 735 and encodes 244 amino acids. NCBI's taxonomy places the organism in Eukaryota, Apicomplexa, Conoidasida, Eucoccidiorida, Eimeriidae. The transcript has a single exon.
AUGCAGCAACUUUCUCAGGAAGAUCAGGACUCUAGCGAUGAGCAGCAACAGCAGCAGCAGCAGCAGCAAGAUGAGAACCCGCAUCCAGAAGAGCAGCAGCAACAGCAGCAGGAGCAAGGACAGCAACAGGAGGAGGUGCAGCAGCAACAGGAGCAGCAGGAGGAAGAGGAGCGCAUGCCGGGCUCUCGCUUCAGUCGUGAAUGGGGUGAAGUAUAUUUGCUUUCAGAUGCACAGGGUGUAAGCAGGACCAGUGGUCAAUCAGCAACAGACACAGACAGCGCUUCAGGAGCAGACAGCAGCGGCUUUGAUCCGUCUCCAUCUCCAACUCGUAGAAAUAAUCUGCACCGCCUUCUUUCUUCUUCUUCCAGGUGUAUAUACACUUACAACAACGCAGCAGCAAUAAACCCAGCAGCAGCAGCAGCUUCAAACCCAAAUGCUGGUCCUAUAUGUAGCAAUUCAGCAGCAGCAGCAGCAACAACAGCAGCAGCAGUAGGUGCAGCAGCAGCAACAGCAGGUGCAGCAACUGCAGCAGGAGGAGGAGCAGCAGGAGGAGCAGCAGCGCGUGCAGCAGCAAAGGCUGCAGCAGCAGCAGCAGCAGCAGCAGGCACCCCUUGCUUAGCACCUCGACGCCUAAGACUUAAAGCCCCUCCUCGUGUUGUUUGGGUUAGCGGGAGAUUCAUCAGAGAAUUAGCGAGCAACGAUCAACGCGCUGGGCAGCUGGUCAGACACAAAUAG